This is a messenger RNA of Styela clava, 3354 nucleotides long. Its product is annotated as DIS3-like exonuclease 2. Gene Ontology annotation, molecular function: 3'-5'-RNA exonuclease activity; RNA binding. Gene Ontology annotation, cellular component: P-body. Gene Ontology annotation, biological process: mRNA catabolic process; miRNA catabolic process. Lineage: Eukaryota; Metazoa; Chordata; Ascidiacea; Stolidobranchia; Styelidae. The record is from RefSeq and is a predicted model, not a curated record.
GAACAGAUUUAAACAAUUUCGAAAAUUUCAGUUCAUGCUUUUUUCAAAGCUUGUUCAGCGUUUACCUCUGGUUAAUCAACGAUUGAUAUCGGCUGUAAUAAUGAGUGAUGCAAGUAAAAAACAAAACAACACGAAGAGACGCCCACAAUCUGGUUAUAGAAAUAGAAAAAACUCCAAUAAAGAUGAAGCACAAGGAAGGCAAAGCCACGCACAACAAUCAAGAAACAUGCACACAACCCCUAAAUCUAAUAUUUGGCCCAGCAACAAUCAUAGAUGUGUAUUGUUUUUCCACCAGGAUGAAGCUUUGUCAUUAACUGACAUCAAAACAAUCUUGCAGCCUUUGGGCGGACAGAUUAUCGCAAUGCGGCGCAAAAUUUUGUCAAAUAAUGUUAUGUCCACUGUUGAAAUGUCAACCGCCGAGCAAGCAGAAAAUAUUUGGAAAAAUCUGAAAGAAAAUAAACCGAAAGGAGUUCACACUGUUGUUCCUGAUAUGAUGCACAAAGUAAUUGAAAGGUAUGAACCUUACUGGGAUGAAGAUCGCAUAAAUAAUGGCUUGGAAGAUGGUUCCCUUAUUUCUGGUUCAUUAAAAAUGAAUCCAAGACAAUAUUUUACGUCCUACAUUAGUGAUGGAAAAAACCCAGACAUUUUACUUGAUUCUGUUGUUGCCCGCAAUCGGGCUUUAUCAGGUGAUGUUGUUGCGGUUAAACUUCGUUCUCCGGAUAAAUGGUUGAAUGUCAAGGGUGAUAAAGGCGUUGAAGUGGUUUCAGAGUUCAUGAGUAAUCUGUCAGUAUCUAGUGAUAAACCUGUUCAAAAUAAAAACAGUGGAAAAAAGACAAAAACCGGGGAUGUAGUGGGAAUUUUGGAAAAAAGGCACGGCCGUGUUUGUGUCGGAUUUUUGAAAGAAAUUAGGAAUGAUAAAGUAUUAUUCACUCCAGUAGAUCAUUGUGUUCCACGUAUUUUAAUUCCUAUUGACCAAUGUCCACCUGAAUUUCUCAAGCGGGGCGGCGAUUUUGCUGAUAAACUUUUUAUGGCUUCAAUAGUGAAAUGGGAUGACAAUGACAUGUUUGCACAAGGUGAAUUAUCAAAAUAUAUUGGAGAUCGAGGAGAAAUUGAACCGGAAACAACUCGUAUUUUACUUGAACAUGGUGUGGAUCAUUCAGCAUUUCCACAAACUGUGAAUGAUUCGUUACCGGUGGAUUUACCUUGGAAAGUUCCACAGCAAGAAUAUUCAAAUAGAAGAGACUUAACAAAAGAAUGUAUAUUCACCAUUGAUCCUGCCACUGCCAAGGAUUUAGAUGAUGCAUUGCAUUGCAAAAAGAUUGGUGACGAUUUGUAUGAAGUUGGUGUUCACAUUGCUGAUGUUAGUCAUUUUGUAAAGCCCAGAACAGAGGUUGAUGACAUUGCAGCCAAACGAUGUACGAGCGUAUACUUGGUGCAAAGAGUUAUACCUAUGUUGCCUACUCUCUUAUGUGAAGAGUUGUGCAGUUUGAAUCCAGGAAAAGAUCGAUUAACUUUCUCAGUAAUAUGGAAAAUGACAAGUGAUGGGAAAAUUGUUGACGAAUGGUUCGGGAAGACUGUGAUUCAUUCUUGCAUUAAAAUGAGUUAUGAGCAUGCGCAGUCCUUCAUUGAAAAUCCAGAGAAGGAAUUUGAUGAAAAGGAAUUUCCUGAGAUAAGUGCAAGCUAUAGUUUGAAAGAGAUAAGAACCAAGGUCCUUGAUUUACAUAAAAUAAGUCAGUCGCUCCGAAGUCAAAGAUUUGAUGAUGGUGCCCUAAGGCUUGAUCAGAUUAAACUUUCUUAUACUCUUGAUAAGGAAACUGGAAUGCCAAAUUCAUGUUUUACAUAUGAAUACAAAGCCAGUAAUGCGCUCAUUGAAGAGUUCAUGCUUCUUGCCAAUAUGGCUGUUGCAACAAAGCUACGAAAUUCUCUCCCGGAUCAUGCAUUUUUGAGGUGUCAUCCUGAACCCAAAGAUGAUAUGUUAAAAAACAUUGCAACAUAUUGUAGUGAAAAUGGAUGGAAACUCGAUGUGUCUUCUUCAAAAGCCCUUGCGGAUUCACUGAGAGCUGCAGCUGAAAGUGACGAAUUGGCAGAUCAUUGUAUCUUAGGACUCCAAAUGCUUGCUAUCAAACCACAAGAAUUAGCAAUUUAUUUUUGCACUGGCUGUGUCGAUGACGAGGAAAAAUUUCGACAUUAUGCUUUGAAUGUACCGCUGUAUACCCACUUUACAUCACCUAUCAGAAGAUAUGCUGAUGUCAUUGUUCAUCGACAACUUUCUGCAGCACUUGGUGAUACCGGAGAUAUAGAGCUUGCAAGUAUGUCUUCCCAGGAUCUCCAGAAACAAGCUGAUGCUUGCAAUGUCCGCAAAAGUGAGGCCAAGAGAGUGCAAGACUUGAGUACUCAAUUGUUCUUCUACGCUCUUGUGAAAGGUAUUGGAUCACUUGAAGCUGAGGCUGUUGUAAUGUAUGUUUAUGAUCACUCUUUCGAUGUGCUUUCAAUCAAAUAUGGACAAGUGCAUCGAAUUUAUUUGGACGCCAUGCCUAUUGUUGGAUCAAAAUUAAUAAAACUUAACACUGAGAUCGAGUUACUGUGGCCAUGUGUUAAAUCAGAGCAAUACAAACUAACAAAUGAUGAAAAGGCACUUAAAAAGAAAGGGAAGCUGAAGUUGCCGAAGUAUAAUGAGACGAUCACACAAAAAAUUAAAGUAUUUUCAACUGUAGAUAUUGUGCUUGAACCUAACACAAGAACUUGCCAAGUUUAUGCUUUUCUCAGACGGCCAACAGACGCCUGAAUCAAUUAUCAUUUUUUGUGCAAAUCAUUGGUUAUAAUUAGUAUGAUAAAGCAUAAUAUGAUCCUUUAGAUAGUGAAAAGCAAAGGGCAUUUUAUCAUCAGAAUCAUUUCGCUGAUUAUUUGAUUUAAAAUAUUGACUUUCAAAUGAAUUUUAGAAGUUUUUUCAUUUAUAAUAUGAAUAUUAAACUGACUGAAAUCCCUCAAUGGCAUGCUCGUUUCCAGUUUUUAUAUUGGUAUCUCAGAUAGCAGAAGGGAUCGAAGCACACUCCUUGUUUUUAAUAGCCUAUUCAACUAUAUUCAAUUUCAUCUCAUUGUGGCCGUAAGGGAAUGUGAUAUAUAACUAACUAUUUGAAAGAACAAUGAAUUUGCUGCAAUUUUUAUAGUAGUUUAACGAAUUAUGUUAGAUUAUUCUAAGUUCAAUGGCAUUUUAUUCUUCCAAACCCCAGUUAUGGGAACAAUCCAUGUUGUAUUAGAUGAUCCAAAUCAUUUCAUGGACUUUACUCGCUAUAGAAUAAUCUAAAUCGUAUUCUGAUAAACGAUAUUACAAUGCAAUGUACAUGUACCAUUUUA